This is a messenger RNA of Notolabrus celidotus (New Zealand spotty), 4287 nucleotides long. It is a transcript of the gene nfrkb, whose product is annotated as nuclear factor related to kappaB binding protein. The record is from RefSeq and is a predicted model, not a curated record. Gene Ontology annotation, molecular function: protease binding. Gene Ontology annotation, cellular component: Ino80 complex. The coding region runs from base 229 to 4065 and encodes 1278 amino acids. NCBI's taxonomy places the organism in Eukaryota, Metazoa, Chordata, Actinopteri, Labriformes, Labridae. The transcript has 26 exons.
AUGCAUGGUAAUGUGCCGUGCACAGCAUGUAUAUUUGUCCUGAAAGUUGAAACACGCCCACCAGCCGAAAUCAGCUGUUUCGCUAACUUAGCUGCUAGCUUAGCUGGCUAACUACUGCUGCGGUACAAGCUUAUAUUUUGACAUUUGUGAUGCUUGCUAGUUGUUGUGGCACUGAACGAUAAGGCAUUUGCCUACCAAUAAAUCAAACACUUGGCACAGAGGAGAAGAAUGGAUGCCCUCACCCACAUGCUUACAGACCCCCUUGAGCCAAAAGAAGAAAACGAUGGCCAAAUCGUUGAGGAAUGUAUGCUGGGGAACUGUAAAGUGAGCCUCCCAGAGGACCUACUUGAAGACCCUGAUAUUUUCUUCUCUGUGAUGGGUGAAAGUACCUGGACUGAUGUACUGUCAGAGUCCCAGAGGCAGCACCUUCGCCAGUUUUUGCCACAGUUUCCUGACAACAAUGUCGUUGAACAGGACAGUACCAUCACUGAUCUGUUCAACAACAAAGAUUUUAACUUUGGAAAUCCUCUUCACCUUGCACAAAAACUUUUCAGAGAUGGAUAUUUCAAUCCUGAGGUUGUCAAGUACAGAGAAUUGUGUGCAAAGUCCCAGAAAAAGCGACAGUUGCACUCUCUUCAGCAGUAUUACCACAAACUUUUGAAGCAGAUCCUUGUCUCCAGAAAGGAGCUGCUGGAGUUUGCAGUUCAGAACGGUCUGGACUUUCCACCAAAAAGGAAGUUACCAUCCAAGUCUCAUGCUGAAAUGCGGGAGCCGAGAGUGAGAAGAAGAAUUAGCCGCAUAAUGAAGGAGGUCAAAGCUGAGUGUGGAGACAGCAAUGCUUCAUCUGAUGAUGAUGACAUAUCAUUGUGGAAUCCAGCGCCACAGUCACCUUCCUCUCCUACUCCCACGGUCUCACUCAGAGUUCUUCCCAGCCUCUCCACCCAGGACAUGAAGAUUACUGAAAAAGUUGAACUAGGGGAGCGGGACUUGAAAGCAAUGCUUCACAACCACCGAGAGAAGAGGAAGCGACAGCCGGAGCAUCCAGAUUUAAUGACCACGGAUAUCCACCUUGGAGACAUACUAUCAAGAGCAAAUAUCGGUCGAAAGGGGACUGUGUCUCUCUUUGAUCUGUGCCUUCCUAAAAAGAAGAUCAAAGAUGAGAGAAGGAAGAAGAAGAUGAGAACAAUAAAAGUGGAAUCUGAGGAUCCCUGCGAAACUCUUACGUCCUCAGAAACACAAUUAGCUCCACCCUCAAAUAUCAUCAACUCCCUGCCGGAUACUCCAUCGACUCCACUGACCAACAUCAAAGAAGAGAUUGUGGAGGAAUCUCAGAGCAGUCCGGCUAUGGUUGAGGAAAUAGCUGUCAGCUUCUUCAGUUUGUUGGAGAGCAUUUUAAGAGCAGAAAAUCUGUCCAGUACUCUAACGCUGGAGGAUAAAGUUCAAAUGUGGCAGUCGUCCCCAGCCAGCUCCCUCAAUGUUUGGUUUUCAUCUGUCCCCUGUUGGUCUGACCUGGUUCUUCAGGCCCUGCAGUUUCUUGCUGGAGAGACUAAAGAUGGCAUGAUGGCACUGCCCAGUGGCUUUUCUCCGUUUGCAGAAUUUUCUGAAGAGUCUCAGCAGUGGAGGUGGAUCGGUCCCACUCAGGAUACAGAGAAGGAUCUCAGUGCGCUCUGUCAGCUGUGGCUGGACUCUAAAGAUUUAAUUGUCAAGACAGAAAAUGAAGACAUGUUAGAGAUUACUUCUCCAACACCAAGAGUCAGUUCGACUGAUUACGUGGUGCGGCCCAGCACUGGAGAUGAGAGACAAGUCUUUCAAAUCCAGGAGCAGCAGCGAUACAACCAGCCGCACAAAGCCUUCACCUUCAGGAUGCACGGCUUUGAAUCUGUGGUGGGGCCGGUCAAAGGAGUCUUUGAUAAGGAGAUGUCCCUUAACAAAGCUAGGGAGCACACACUACUCCGCUCAGACCGUCCACCUUACGUCACCAUUCUCUCACUGGUGCGUGAUGCUGCAGCCAGGCUACCCAAUGGAGAGGGAACAAGGGCAGAGAUCUGUGAACUGUUGAAAGACUCACAGUUUCUUGCUCCAGAUGUCACCAGUGCACAGGUGAACACGGUCGUCAGUGGGGCUCUGGAUCGACUUCACUAUGAGAAAGACCCCUGUGUGAAGUAUGACAUUGGGCGCAAGCUCUGGAUUUACCUGCACCGCAGUCGCAGUCAAGAGGAGUUUGAGAGGAUCCACCAGGCUCAAGCUGCAGCUGCAAAGGCAAGAAAAGCCCUGCAGCAGAAACCUAAACCGGCAUCCAAGCCUAAGUCUGGAAGCAAAGAUGGAGGCAGUAAAACCCCUGGAUGUCUGGAAUCUGGACAGGAUUUAGGUCCCAGUCCCAUGUCACCAACCCCUACUACACCCACCCAGAACACACCUGGAACCCCUAAGUCACCCUUACCCUGUGCAGUAACAACACCAACAAAGACUGGAGUCCCAGAUGCAAUCAAAGCCAGCCCAGGCGUUCUUCUUGUGUCCCCUCCCUCGCUGCCCCAGCUGGGAGCCAUCUUGCCCAGCAGUCAGGCUGCUCCUCCAGUUUCACAGCCAGUCACGUCCCAACACACGGCUCGGUUAGUGAGUCACCUGACAGCGAGCUCCCUGCCUCAGGUGCGAGUGGUUUCGGCUCAGCCUGGUCUGGUUUCAUCAGCUGGAAGUCAGCAGGCCACGCUGGUGCACCAGACCCCUCAUCAGAUCAGGAUGCCUGUGUCAGUUGCAGCAAAGGGCAUCUCACAGGCAGUGGUGUCCGUACCUCUGAGGAGUCAGUCUGCGAGUAGUCCAGUCCACGUGCCGACCUCCCUAUCUGUGUCUGCUGUAGCUGUGGCUAAAUCUCAUACUGGUUCUCCUGGUAGUCCAGCACACACAGCUGCCUCUGCUGUGCUGCAAGGAGUGGCCAGCCCAAAUAUCAAACAGGUAUCCAUCACAGGCCAGUUGGGAAUGAAGACAACAGGAGGAGCAGGAAUUCCAAUCACAGCAACAAACCUGCGCAUCCAGGGUAAAGAUGUCCUUCGUCUCCCACCCUCCUCCAUCACCACGGACGCUAAAGGCCAAACGGUGCUAAGGAUCACCCCUGACAUGAUGGCCACCCUCGCCAAAUCCCCAGUUGCAACCGUCAAACUCACCCCUGAGUUCCUUGGCGGCGGCGCCUCGGGCAGCAAGAGCAUAUCAGCCACUCUCCAUGUGACCCCGCCCCACCACUCGCCUUCCUCUGUCUCCACUGUCACAUCCUGCACUGGGGAAGUGCAGACCUCCAAAGCAGUUCCUGUCACCUCCACCCUGUUGAAGGCGGCCGGAGACACCGCCAUACGUCUGAUGCCCACUUUGGCUGUCUCUGUGGCCGACCAGAAAUCUAGGACCUUCACCACUGUGAGCUCGCCAGACAAGAGCGGCGCCACCAUUCGGAUAAUGCCCGGGCUUGGUGUCAUUCCGCAGAAACAGGGUCAGACUAUUACCAUGACAACCACAACCGGCGGUAAACCACUCACAGCAUCUACAGUCGCUAAUGUGGUGACCAUGGCUGCCAGUGUCGUUGCCGGUGCCAAGGGGAUCACAGUGGCUCCAGGAGUGUCUGGUUCAGCUCUGACACUUGGAACAGCCACCGCCACUGUCCGGCAGGUUCCUGCUACAGUCGUUACCACACAAACGGGGAAGUUACCUGCACGGAUAACUGUGCCCCUCUCUGUUCUCAACCAGCCACUGAAGAGCAAGAGUGUUGUGACCACACCUAUUGUGAAAGGAAGUCUCAACACAAAUAUCAGUAGUCUGGGCAGGAACAUCAUCCUGACCACCAUGCCUGCUGGCACCAAGCUGAUUGCAGGAAACAAACCAGUCAGCUUUGUUACAGCGCAGCAGUUCCAACAGCUUCAGCAGCAAGGGCAGGCCACACAGGUCCGCAUUCAGACAGUCCCAGCGCAGCAGCUCCAGCAGCACAUGGCAGCAGGUUCCCCGAAAUCUGUUUCCACGGUUGUAGUGACAACAGCACCUUCGCCUAAAUGCACCCCUGAUCAGCCACCUGCUCCUCAACAGUGAUCCUUUUGAAUCGUAGGUCCGGUGCAAAAAAAAUAUGCAUCUUUCAGUCAUUGUAGUGCUUCUGUGCACAAGCUUUUACAGGGUCAUGUUACUUCUUGUUCUACCAUGAAGUCAUUGUUAUAAGGUUGUGUCUUAUGCCUUUUAUUUAUGUUCAAAUUAAACCUUUCACUGUCGGACAGUUUUCAAUCCUCAAGAAAAUUAAACCUCUUUAUUUAAUUCUAA